GCACCGGCGGACACUCCUUUAAAGAAAAACCGGAAACUCGGUGAUGAGGAAGAAGUUAGCGAGCUAGCUCCCAACAGCCAGUUCUUUAUAAAAAAUAAAAAAAGUUUUAUACUCGUCGUAAUUCAAGACUACAGUCCCCUCAAAUCCCUAACAAUGUCGGGAUCAUCCAGCAUCGCAGCGAUGAAGAAAAUCGUCCAACAGCUACGCCUCGAAGCCGGCUUAAACAGAGUGAAGGUGUCCCAGGCCGCAGCGGACCUGCAGCAGUUUUGCCUCCAGAACGCCCAGCAGGACCCUCUGCUCACCGGCAUGUCCUCCAGCAACAACCCGUUCAGACCGCAGAAAGUCUGCUCCUUCCUAUAGCACCGACCCACCGACCGACCGACCGACCCCUCUCUCUCUCUGGUUUGGACUUUGUGGUGCCUUGUGGAAGUUGGCUGCAGGACCUGCGCUGUGGACUGGAAUCGUCUCAGGAGUCUUUGGAAUUUAUGGACAAGCAACUAACUUAACAGUUUAUUAUUUUUAGUUUUUUUUUUUUUACUUUUGCCUUUGUAAAAAUUCACACAAACAUUUCCAGGUGCUCACGUGGCACGAUAAAUGUCUUAAACCUUCUUGCUUAGAAGUAACUAACCCAUAUCAACACACACGUGCCUUUUGAAUUGUACAUUUUUCAUUCCUGAUUUUGAGAAUAAAUAAAUGGUAUUUCCACAUUUUGAA
Molecule: messenger RNA, 714 nt
Organism: Morone saxatilis (striped sea-bass)
Lineage: Eukaryota; Metazoa; Chordata; Actinopteri; Moronidae
Product: guanine nucleotide-binding protein G(I)/G(S)/G(O) subunit gamma-5
Exons: 3
Coding region: 154-360 (68 amino acids)
Biological process (GO): G protein-coupled receptor signaling pathway
Cellular component (GO): heterotrimeric G-protein complex
Molecular function (GO): G-protein beta-subunit binding
Source: RefSeq, a predicted model, not a curated record